Molecule: messenger RNA, 2008 nt
Organism: Elaeis guineensis (African oil palm)
Lineage: Eukaryota; Viridiplantae; Streptophyta; Magnoliopsida; Arecales; Arecaceae
Source: RefSeq, a predicted model, not a curated record
ACAGGCCGUUCCCUUUCCUCCCAUCUCUUCCGUGAAGUUGCCGGUUUUUGCUUACCUGACGCGCCAAAGGCUUCCGGCUCUGCUCUCUAUCAAAAGGCUGACGUCUCCUCUUCUUCUUCCUGCUUCGGAACUUCGCCCCUCUCCUCGCUUCUUUCAUCGAUCAACGCUAUUCGAAACACGGGAUUGGGCGAUCAGAGCUCCGCAGCGGAGGUUUCUGGAGAUGGGUUCGAGGGAUGACAAACCGGCGAGCAGUGGAUUCUUCGCUGCGAUCAGGAACUGGGGUAGUGCGAUGCAUAAAUCGGUAAAUGGGUUAUUAGGUUAUGAAGGACUUGAAGUAAUCAAUCCUGAAGGGGGCACAGAGGAUGCAGAGGCUGAAGCUCAAAGAGGAAGAUGGAAGCAGGAGGAUCGAGAUGGCUAUUGGAAGAUGAUGCACAAAUAUAUAGGAUCAGAUGUUACUUCACUGGUGACACUUCCAGUUAUUAUUUUCGAACCCAUGACAAUGCUUCAGAAAAUGGCAGAGUUAAUGGAGUACUGUCACCUAUUAGAUCUGGCAGAUGAAUGUGAGGAUCCUUUCAUGCGGUUGGUGUAUGCUUCUUCAUGGGCAGUAUCUGUCUACUUUGCCUACCAGCGAACUUGGAAGCCUUUCAAUCCCAUCCUAGGAGAGACUUAUGAAAUGGUCAAUCAUGGUGGAAUUACAUUUAUUGCAGAGCAGGUCAGUCACCAUCCUCCAAUGAGUGCAGCGCAUGCUGAGAAUGAGCAUUUUAUUUACGACAUUACUUCUAAAUUGAAAACUAAGUUCUUAGGAAAUUCGGUGGAAGUCUAUCCAGUAGGAAGGACAAGGGUAACUCUGAAAAAAGCUGGUGUUGUCCUGGAUUUGGUGCCCCCUCCCACGAAGGUUAAUAAUCUUAUAUUUGGACGUACAUGGGUCGAUUCACCUGGGGAGAUGGUUAUGACAAAUUUGACUACAGGGGAUAAAGUUGUGCUUUAUUUUCAACCAUGUGGCUGGUUUGGGGCUGGACGAUAUGAAGUGGAUGGAUACGUAUAUGAUGCAGAAGAAGAACCCAAGAUCUUAAUGACCGGGAAAUGGAGUGAGUCAAUGAGUUGUCAGCCUUGUGAUCAUGAAGGGGAGCCCUUACCAGGCACUGAACUGAAGGAGGUCUGGAGGGUUGCUGCCACACCAGUGAAUGAUAAAUAUCAGUAUACAUAUUUUGCUCAUAAAAUAAACAGCUUUGACACAGCGCCGAAAAAGUUAUUGGCAUCAGACUCUCGGCUGAGGCCCGAUAGACAUGCUCUUGAGAAAGGUGACAUGUCUAAAUCUGGUACAGAAAAGAGCAGUCUGGAGGAGCAGCAGAGAGCCGAAAAAAGACAUCGAGAGACCAAGGGGCACCAGUUUACCCCAAGAUGGUUCAACAUGACUGGUGAAAUCACUCCCACUCCUUGGGAUGACCUGGAGGUAUAUGAGUAUAAUGGUAAAUAUACCGAACACAGGCUUAAAGUUGACAGAGCCGAUACCCUUGAAGACGUUGACAAGGCCUCCAUUGAAUUCAACCCGUGGCAGUAUGGUAAUAUGGCUGCCGAAUGAGGUAUUUCGCUUACAUGCAAGCCCUCCUUUCCUAUAUCUGGCAAUGCAUCUGGGCAUGUAAUCUUAAUAUUCGGCAUUGUUUUAAUGGUGUUUUCAUGUAUCUGUAGUGUAGUCAAUUACUGUUAUGUUUAAGGAGUUGUUUGGAUCUCACCAUUGCAAAUAUUUAUGUUUUUGUUUUUCCUACCCUUUGUAGCAGCAAUUUGAGAUUUGUGUCUUCAAUCCUUUAUUUUAUGGCUACCGCAUAAAGAGACUAUCCGCACCAUGUGAACUCCUGGCGAACACUCAUGGUCUGAAUAAAACAUAGGAUGGUGGACAGGAGGUAGGGGUAUUGUGGUUUGAUGAUUGAGUUCUUAUAUUGAUAAGUUGUGUAAUACUUAAUUGUUUUUUUAAUAUACAUAUUUACAAUGUAGUUCUCAGAUUUGCUGC